Molecule: messenger RNA, 3432 nt
Organism: Talpa occidentalis (Iberian mole)
Lineage: Eukaryota; Metazoa; Chordata; Mammalia; Eulipotyphla; Talpidae
Gene: STRN4
Product: striatin 4
Exons: 17
Coding region: 1-2304 (767 amino acids)
Cellular component (GO): dendrite
Molecular function (GO): protein phosphatase 2A binding; protein-containing complex binding; calmodulin binding
Source: RefSeq, a predicted model, not a curated record
AUGAUGGAGGAGCGAGCGGCCGCCGCGGUCGCCGCCGCCGCCUCCUCCUGCCGCCCGCUCGGCUCCGGCGCGGGCCCCGGCCCGACGGGUGCGGCCCCGGCCCCUGCCCCGGCCCCUGGCCCCGGCCCGGCCGGGAAGGGAGGCGGCGGCGCGGGCAGCCCCGGGCCCACCGCGGGGCCGGAGCCCCUGAGCCUGCCCGGGAUCCUCCACUUUAUCCAGCACGAGUGGGCGCGCUUCGAGGCCGAGAAGGCCCGCUGGGAGGCCGAGCGCGCCGAGCUGCAGGCUCAGGUGGCCUUCCUCCAGGGAGAACGGAAAGGGCAGGAGAACCUCAAGACUGACCUGGUGCGGCGGAUCAAGAUGUUAGAGUAUGCGCUGAAGCAGGAGAGAGCCAAAUAUCAUAAAUUGAAGUUUGGGACAGACCUGAACCAGGGGGAGAAGAAACCAGAUCUGUCGGAACAAGUCUCCAAUGGCCCGGUGGAGACGGUCACCCUGGAGAAUAGCCCGCUGGUGUGGAAGGAGGGGCGGCAGCUUCUCCGACAGUACCUGGAAGAGGUGGGCUACACAGACACCAUCCUGGACAUGCGCUCCAAGCGUGUGCGGUCCCUGCUGGGCCGCUCCCUGGAGCUGAACGGGGCGGUGGAGCCCAGCGAAGGCCCCAGGGCUACACCAGGUCCUGGGGGGCUCAGUGGUGGGGAGUCGCUGCUGGUGAAACAAAUCGAGGAGCAGAUCAAGAGGAAUGCGGCGGGCAAAGAUGGCAAAGAGCGCCUGGGCGGCUCGGUGCUGGAGCAGAUCACCUUCCUGCAGAACUGCGAGGAGGAGGACAGUGAUGAGGACGACGAGCUGGACAGUGUGCAGCACAAGAAGCAGCGUGUGAAGCUUCCAUCCAAGGCCCUGGUGCCUGAGAUGGAGGACGAGGAUGAGGAAGAUGACUCAGAAGAUGCCAUCAAUGAGUUUGACUUCCUGGGCUCAGGAGAGGACGGGGAGGGCUCUCCAGACCCUCGGCGUUGCACCGGAGACGGGACCCAUCACGAACUGGAAAGCCGGCGAGUCAAACUCCAGGGAAUUUUGGCUGACCUACGGGAUGUGGAUGGGCUGCCCCCUAAAGUGACCGGCCCCCCUCCUGGCACACCCCAGCCCCGGCCGCAUGAAGGUUCCUUUGGCUUCUCCUCAGACGUUUUCAUCAUGGACACUAUCGGGGGCGGGGAGGUGAGCCUGGGGGACUUGGCAGAUCUCACCGUCACCAAUGACAACGACCUCAGCUGUGAUCUGUCUGAUAGCAAGGAUGCCUUUAAGAAGACCUGGAACCCCAAGUUCACCCUGCGCUCACACUACGAUGGCAUCCGCUCUCUGGCUUUCCACCACAGCCAGUCAGCGUUGCUCACCGCCUCGGAAGAUGGCACCCUCAAGCUCUGGAACCUGCAGAAGGCCGUCUCGGCCAAAAAGAAUGCUGCACUAGAUGUGGAACCUAUCCAUGCCUUCCGGGCUCACAGGGGCCCUGUGUUGGCAGUGACCAUGGGCAGCAACAGUGAAUACUGUUACAGUGGUGGGGCUGAUGCCCGCAUCCACAGCUGGAAGAUUCCAGACCUCAACAUGGACCCUUACGAUGGUUAUGACCCCAGUGUACUGAGCCACGUCCUGGAGGGCCACGCGGAUGCUGUGUGGGGUCUGGCCUUCAGUCCCACCUCCCAGCGCCUGGCUUCCUGCUCAGCCGACGGCACCGUCCGCAUCUGGGACCCCAGCAGCAGCAGCAGCAGCAGCAGCAGCAGCAGCAGCCCUGCCUGCCUCUGCACCUUCCCCACAGCCAGCGAUCACAGCAUCCCCACCUCAGUGGCCUUCACCAGCACCGAGCCUGCCCACAUCGUGGCCUCCUUCCGCUCUGGUGACACCGUCUUGUAUGACUUAGAGACUGGCAGCGCCCUCCUCACGCUGGAGUCCCGGGGGAGCAGCGGUCCCACUCAGAUCAACCAGGUGGUGAGUCAUCCAAAUCAGCCCCUCACCAUCACUGCCCACGACGACAGAGGCAUCCGCUUCCUGGACAAUCGAACAGGGAAAUCGGUGCACUCCAUGGUUGCCCACCUGGACGCGGUCACCUGCCUAGCCGUCGACCCCAAUGGCGUAUUCUUGGUGUCAGGAAGCCAUGACUGCUCUCUGCGCCUGUGGAGCCUGGACAACAAGACGUGCGUGCAGGAGAUCACGGCCCACCGCAAGAAGCACGAGGAGGCCAUCCACGCCGUCGCCUGCCACCCCAGCAAGGCCCUCAUUGCCAGUGCUGGCGCCGAUGCCCUGGCCAAGGUCUUCGUAUGAUGCCCGCCUGGCCCCGCCUUGGUCACCGAGCUGGCUGGGGAGCGGGGCUGGGCGGCUGGGACUGAGGUGAGAAGCUGGGUGGAUGGGGGUCUUGACCUGGCAGGGCAGAAACACCUUGCUUCCCCUGCCCCCAGCGGAGGGUGCAACGUCCCAUAGCACAGCUGCAGUUGGGGCACCCUGGGCUUUCAGAGGAGGAGACCUGGAGGGCCCCAGGCGCCACCUGACCCCUUGUACGUGGGGACCGGUUUGUGGAGGUGGUGGUCCAGCCUCCUUCCCUGUCACGCAGGUCGCUCCGCCUCUUCCUGCUGGCCUGGGGCCUGGUGGUGCUAAGAGUCCUUCCCCAAGAAGGCAGUUUGGGACGCAGCCUCCCCCAGGACGCACCCUCCAGGAUGGCCCCUGGGAGAGUCCGCGCGGGACACCCGCUCCUGGUCUCUGAGCUGCCUUCCUGGGCCAGCACGUCAAGGCUGGGUGUCCUUAGGGGUCAGCUUUUCCAAGAUGCCAGAAGGUGCCAGGCUCUCUGAGCUCUCCAUCGUCCUGGACCGGGGUGGGAGCUGUGCUGGGAGGAACCCCAGCCACCAUGCACGGGGACUGUGGGGAACCUUGGGCCAGUUGAACCACGGGCUGUCCUUGGUGGGGUGUGGGGCCUGAUUCGCCCCAGAGGCACCUGUGGUCCACUGCUCUCCCCUCGAGUCCCUCUACACACUACCCAGCGCCUCCGGGCCAGUAACUGCCUGGGAAGCCGGCAGGGCCCCAGCUCCCGAGGCAGCCCUCCGUGGGCUUGCCCGAUGGGAGAAAUGGCCUUCUCUUGCUCCUCCCUGGGGCACGGAGGGUGGGGUGGCGUCCCCGGACCCUCCAGUACUCCCUGUAUAUCUGUAUAAAUAAAUGGGAUUUUAAUGGAGCCCCGUCCCCCAUGUUAUCACUGUGUGAUAGUCUGUCGGUCUCCUCUCCUGCCCUCCGCUCUCGCCCUCUAUUUAUUUCACUCUUUUCUGGGUUCCACCCUGUGCCCUCGGGCCCCCUUCCUGGUUCCUGUUUAUAAGCCCCAUUCCCUCUGCCCAGGACUCGUAUGUGAAACUUGUCUCAAUAAACCUUUGGAGUAAGAUGGGUGCUGUGCUGACUAUUGAGGGUACG